UUUUUUUCUUGCAUAACUCUUAAGUUGGCGGACUCCGACCUGCCUUAUGGCCCUGGAACUGCUUCUCUGUCCUGUCAAUGUGUCGUUAUGCAAAGAUUAAUCCUAGAUCUAACUUUAUUCCACCAAUCCCACCAACAUUGGCCCGCAGCACGUUUUGUGCUGCUAGCUUGUUACCGGGACUUGGGCCUAGCCACUGUAUAGCUCUGUUUGGCGGAUUGGCGAGUUUUUCGUUGAUUUCGCUGGGGUUUUGGUGACUGGGUUAUUCAGCGAACGAUGGGCCUUUGGGACUGCAACCACCGCUUGCUUUUGCUUCUGAUCUACAUUUUUUUUUUUUUUUUUAGAUUUUACACA
This is a messenger RNA of Babjeviella inositovora NRRL Y-12698, 351 nucleotides long. RefSeq lists its product as uncharacterized. The record is from RefSeq and is a predicted model, not a curated record. The coding region runs from base 78 to 254 and encodes 58 amino acids. The transcript has a single exon. Lineage: Eukaryota; Fungi; Ascomycota; Pichiomycetes; Serinales.